Molecule: messenger RNA, 321 nt
Organism: Mixia osmundae IAM 14324
Lineage: Eukaryota; Fungi; Basidiomycota; Mixiomycetes; Mixiales; Mixiaceae
Exons: 2
Coding region: 1-321 (106 amino acids)
Source: RefSeq, a predicted model, not a curated record
AUGAUUCGGAUGCUGGGCGUGCGAACACCUGUGCGAGUGCUGACACAGAGUCUGGCACAGAGGUGUCACUCCUCAGGCCCGAAAGGCUCGCCUCACGCCUCUACAAGCGGAGGUAGUGCGCCCUUGAGCGAGUCUACGCAAGCGCCCGGUCAAGCACCGGCAGUCGAUGAGCUACCGAAUACAGCCAAUGAAAUUGAGGCACCAGCGCAGCCAGGGCCAGGCGGUAUUCCGCCGCGAGCGACGCCGAUCCAUUUUCAAAAAGACGCCAAGCAGACCGGCGAGCAAGGCAUACCAGAGGGAGCAGACAAAGAUGCAUCAUAA